CAACAAUCAUUCAUUCUCUCUCUAUCUCUCUCUCUCUCUCAAUAUACCAAAAACAAGAAUCCACUCCAAGUCACUUAAAAGAAAAACCACUAAAAAAACGAAACUUCCUGUUACCCAACACUUACAAGCCAUUUCUCGCCCCUUUUCUCUUCUUUCUCUCUCAAAGGAAAACCCAGCAGCCUCAGCCUCAGCCUCAGCCUAAGCCUCAGCCUCAGCCUCGGCCUCGUCCUCAUCCUCAUAAAUAACACCCCCAUCUCCUCCCCCACCCCAAAAAAAUGAUCGUCUUUUCUGAUAGAUUUCCCCAACCACACCACCAGCAGCAACAAGACCCAGGCCAAGAUGGCUCGAGCCAACCAGACCCACCCGCCGCAUCAGGGCUCGAGCCCACACCUCUCCACCUCCGCCUGGCGGCCGCACGCGACUUCGGUGGCCUCCGCGCCGACCCACCGCCCGCAACUGUCGCCCUCCCCUCCACCGCCAGCGAUGUUACCCGUGCCAUUCGCGCGGCCCUCUCUCACCAAACCUUGACUCUAUCCGCCCGUGGCUGCGGCCACUCGGUCCAUGGCCAGGCGAACGCCCCCCACGGCAUCGUCCUGGACAUGUCCUCCAUGCGCGGCUCAAUGGCCGUAAUCCCGAGAGUUGCAAACACGGACCCGGAACAGGCCGGCUCGACGGGCUCGUCCUACUUCUGUGUGGAUGUGAAGGGAGGGGAGGUUUGGGAAGAUGUUCUGAGGUUCUGUUUGCAAUUCGGGAUGGCGCCGAGGUCGUGGACGGACUUUCUCUCUCUGAGUGUUGGGGGGACUUUGAGCAAUGGAGGGGUGAGUGGGCAGAGUUUCAGGUAUGGGCCUCAAGUGGUGAAUGUGGAGGAGAUGGAGGUGGUCACUGGGAGCGGGGAGGUUGUGAGGUGUUCAGAGAGAGAGAAUGGGGAGCUCUUUUUUGGGGUUUUGGGGGGGUUGGGCCAAUUUGGGAUCAUUACCAGGGCCAGGAUUCUGCUUCAGAAGGCGCCUGAUAUGGUGCGUUGGAUAAGAGUGGUAUAUGCAGAUUUUGAUGAUUUUUCGAGGGACCAAGAGUUGUUGGUGACGAGAGCAAGCAGUGAGUCGUUUGAUUACAUUGAAGGCUUCGUCUUCACAAACAGCGAUCACCCUGUUAAUGGCUGCCACUCUGUGCCCCUGCUCCCACACCAAACUUUUGACCUCAAUUUAAUCCCUGCAAAUGCUGGCCCCGUUCUCUAUUGCCUCGAGAUAGCCCUUCAUUUUGCCAACAGAGAUGACGCCAAAACAAUUGAAAAGAGAGUGAGCCAAAUGCUAGAACCUCUUAAAUUUAGGAGAGGCCUCAAAUUUAGUUGUGACCUAACAUACUAUGACUUCCUUCAAAGGGUGAAGAGUAAUGAGGAAGCAGCCAAAGCCAAUGGUACUUGGGAUGCACCUCAUCCUUGGCUUAACCUCUUCAUCUCUAGCAAAAACAUACAAGAAUUUGACAGCAAGGUAUUCAACAAAAUACUCAAGAAUGGGAUUGGAGGAAGUAUUCUAGUUUACCCACUCAUCAAAAGCAAGUGGGAUCCUCGAAUGUCAGUGGUGGUACCAGAUAAUGAAAUUUUCUAUCUUGUGGCCUUGCUUCGCUUUAACAAACCAUAUCCAGAGGGCCCCUCCCUUCAAUCUUUGCUUGCUCAAAACCAAGAAAUCAUCGAUUGUUGCACUAGUAACAACUUCGACUUCAAGGUCUAUAUCCCCCACUGCAACUCACAAGAUCAAUGGAAGGCCCACUUUGGAAAUCAAUGGUCUCGAUUUGUUGAGAGGAAAGCUGCCUUCGAUCCGAUGGCCGUCCUCGCUCCUGGCCAAAGAAUAUUCCCUAGGGUUCAAUCUUCACAGUGAAAUCACUGCAUGCCUUUACGCUAUUUGUGUUUUAAAAGGGACCUACUAGUUACCUUUGACAAAAAGAAGUCGCAAUCACUCUUGGUGAUUAGGCGUGAAAUUGGACGGUUUGGAGUAAGCCAUUUAUGGGGUGUAAAGUUCAAGUAAAAUUCUCUUGGACUUUGUUACAUACUCUAAAUUGUUGGAUUUGACAUCUAAUGGCUAGAAGUGAUUGUGACCUGAUCUGAAUAUAAAUAAUCUUAUAUCAUAUAAACCCUUUCAAAAUGCUUCAACCAAAGCUAUCGUGCCAUCACUAGUGCUUUCAGCCCUCUCAAUGCAAAUAAAGGAUAAGAUCAAGACCACCAAUCACACAUUAAGCCAUGGAGUAUUGGAUGUGGACUAUCAUUAAGGGGUUAAUCAUGAAGUAGUUGGGAGGAUUAAUAGCUAAAUUUUGGUUGGGUAAUUUGUCGAAAUUGAAUAUUUCAUCCUUUCUUUUUUUCCUCUCAAGAUAUUCUGGUAAAGUGAGUCCCAAAAAUGCACAAAAUAUGUGAGGAAAAAAAAAGUGUUCUUUGGAUGGUACUUAAUGGAUUCUUCAUGGCAUUUAAGUAAGUUUGAAUCCGUGUUUUAAAACCCAGCAAUUUCCGAUCCGAACCGCUGAUUCGGAUGGGCCUCAAUCAAGACAAAGUACUUCUGGGAUGGUAUGUGGCUCGAUUCCCCCCCUCCCCCCAUGUAUAUAAAUUUUAUGUUUUAAGCUUAUUUCAUAUUGUUUUAGGUCCCCUUUAUGUCUCCACCCUAUAAACUUUUAAAAUUGUGAGUUUAUUCCAUUUAUAUUUUGACA
Molecule: messenger RNA, 2688 nt
Organism: Amborella trichopoda
Lineage: Eukaryota; Viridiplantae; Streptophyta; Magnoliopsida; Amborellales; Amborellaceae
Product: cytokinin dehydrogenase 7
Biological process (GO): cytokinin metabolic process
Molecular function (GO): cytokinin dehydrogenase activity; FAD binding
Source: RefSeq, a predicted model, not a curated record